UACAUCAGCUCAUCUGUCCAUUCAUUACUAAACCAGUUUGUCUCUUCAUAUUUGUGGACUGAAACCAUUGAAGAUGUUUGGCAGAAUUUGGUUCUGUUUGUGUUUGUGGCAUAUGGUUGGUGUGUUUGCUGAUUCAGUUGCAGUGAAGUCAGUGUAUGUGAAGGAGGGAGAUUCAGUCUUUCUACAGACUAACACUGAACUACAGACAAAUGAUGAGAUAAUGUGGACAUUUGGACAUCCAGAGACUCUUAUAGCUGAAAUCAUUAAACUUUUUGAAAGAUUCUCCACAUAUGAUGUUCUUGAUGGGAAAUUCAGAGACAGACUAAAGCUGGAUCAUCAGACUGGAUCUUUGACCAUCACAAGCACCAGAAACACAGACUCUGGCCUUUAUGGAGUGCAGAUCAUCAGGAACAGGACAGUGAUAUCAUACAGAUUCAAUGUUACUCUCUCUGGUGUGUUUGCUGAUUCAGAUGCAGUGAAGUCAGUGUCUGUGAUGGAGGGAGAGUCAGUCACUCUACAGACUAACACUGAACUACAGGCAGAUGAUGUGAUAAUGUGGACAUUUGAGCUUCCACAGGCUCUUAUAGCUGACAUCGAUACAAAGCAUAUAACUUUCUCCACAUUUGAUGUUCUUGAUGGGAAAUUCAGAGACAGACUGAAGCUGGAUCAUCAGACUGGAUCUCUGAUCAUCACAAACACCAGAAACACAGACUCUGGACUUUAUGGAGUAACCAUCCGGAGCAGGACAGAUAUCACAUACAGAUUCAAUCUUAUCGUCUCUGACUCUGUUCGAUGUUGUGAUUCUGCUGAAGCUGUGAUCCGAUUGGUCGUCACUGCUCUGGUGGGCGUGGCUGCAGCUGCUGCCACUGUUGUUCUGGUUUAUGACAUCAGAUCAAGGAAAGCUGAACAAGUUGCCUGAUAACUGUUUUUUUUUUUUAUCUUUCUGUAUUCCUCUGGCUUUAAAUACUGAAAUCAGAACUUUGAUUGUUAUUUAGAAUUUUUAUUUGGAUCUUAGUUUAAAAAAAAAACAAUGACUUUAUUCAACAAUAUGUCUCCUCCGUGUCACCCUGUAGUACCG
Messenger RNA from Carassius gibelio (silver crucian carp), 1078 nucleotides. RefSeq lists its product as uncharacterized. The transcript has 4 exons. NCBI's taxonomy places the organism in Eukaryota, Metazoa, Chordata, Actinopteri, Cypriniformes, Cyprinidae. The record is from RefSeq and is a predicted model, not a curated record. Bases 74 to 919 code for a protein of 281 amino acids.